CAUAUCCAAGAGCCUUUACCACCGAUCCAUGCCUGUAGUGCUUCGUCCACCGAUGUCAUCGGACCAGGGCAAGAGGGAAAUGAAUUUGAGUUCUGCUGCAGAAGUGGAGAGCCGUAUGUGUAUAAAGGACCGGACAGGAUGGCUUCCUUUAUUUCUCAUCAGCAACUCACAACCUCCUCACCUCAUUCACAAACUAUCCUGCAGCUUCCGCUACUCGCACAACACCCAACAUGCAUUUCACCACCCCCGCUCUACUCGCACUCAUCUCCACUCCCCUUGCCUUCGCCGCUCCCACUGUUGGCAAGCACGACUACAAGACCGAGUGCAAGAAGGACUGGGACGCCAAAUGGAACGCUAAGGACAACAGCUGGAAGAAGAACGAGAAGCUCUUUUACUUCGACGCCGAGUACGUCGUCAAGGCCACACCCGACCAGGUCAUCGCAACCACCGGCGCACCUGCUCCCGGUCAGCCCGGCGCCAAGGGUCUCUUCAAAUACGGUAUCAACAUUGCCGAGAACACCAUCUGCUACAAUAUCACUCUCAGCGGUGUGACUGGAGAAUACUUCUCCGCUGCGCUCACUGCGACGCACAUCCACGAAGCUGAGAAGGGCAAAUCCGGACCACCCAGACUUGCCUUCCCCAACCCUUCCGGUCCCGAUGAGCGCCGCACAUCCGUUGGCUGCCUCAAGGGUCCAUUCACCACUGGCAUUAUCAACCAGACGACCAUGAAGGACACGGGUGAUGGCUUCCAUGUGAAGCAGAUUGUAGCCAACCCCAAGGGCUUCUUCACUGACUCGCACACUGCGCAAUUUUCUGCUGGUGCUGUUAGGGGUCAGCUUGGAUACUAAUCCAUGUUCCGAGGCUGCAUUGGGGAGAAGAAGUAAUUCUUGUGGAUGAUACCUAAU
This is a messenger RNA of Alternaria rosae, 905 nucleotides long. RefSeq lists its product as uncharacterized. The record is from RefSeq and is a predicted model, not a curated record. The coding region runs from base 231 to 848 and encodes 205 amino acids. The transcript has 2 exons. Lineage: Eukaryota; Fungi; Ascomycota; Dothideomycetes; Pleosporales; Pleosporaceae.